AGGUACGUAAGACCAGCACGCACGUUCUGAUCAUGGCCUUGGCCUGGGCUGAUCUGUCCGUUUGCCUCAUCUUGCCAAUUGACAUUGCGGGAACUGCUCUGGAAUGUGGAGGCAACGAUGAACUCAUUUUUUGGGUGUUGGUUAAGACAUUCGGAGGAAUAGGUGUGGCUGCUUCAUUUGGUAUCACCGCUGUGAUUGCUGCGGAUCGCUAUGACUGCAUAUGCCGGCCACAAAGGCGGUAUUGCACGCCAAGACGGGCCAAGGUAGCUGUUUUCGUUGUGGUGUUAAUCUCAGUUAUAUUAGGUAUUCCCAAAGGCAUCAGCGAUUACCUGUACCCUCGGUUUGUGUUAAGCAUAGACCUAAUUGUGCCCAUUUCUGAAACCAUUGCUGUGUUAACUGCACUUGUAACAAUCGUGCUGUGUUACGGAAACGUUUACGCAGCAGUCUUAAGGCAUGUGAAAGUUGGUGCCAUCCCUGAACGCACAUCAACGCAAGAUAACCAGGUCGCUACCAAGAUCGACAAGGACCGAACAAUACCAUCGACACAAUCGGCUCUACCAAAGAAAAAUCAACUGAGUGCUAUCAAUAAUCAUAUGGCGAAAAGGGGAAACGGUUCCGACCGCAACAGCAAAUGUUCGACACAACCGCCAUCAGAUGCUCCGGUUAGAAUCGAAGCUAAUACGUCCAUUGUCGACAACGAGGUGUCGACAGUUAUCAAUCUGGCAAACCCCGACUGUACGACUCAUCAUGCAUCUACGUCAAGGCUGGACAUUCUUGAGGUGCCCCAAAAUGCAAAUGCUAAGCUGGUGAAUCCUGCUGAGCAUGAUUCCAAAGUUGGCCUGAAAAGCGUUUCCCAAGCAGUUUCAGAGCAAGGUUGUAGACAUGAGGGCGGGGACAGGAACCACCGUGAAGCAACGGACGCCGGGAGAAGACACGCCCCUAAAAGGAUGGGCGCCGCCGUCCUACAGCGUAAGACAACAAAAAUGCUCUUCAUUACCACUGUGGUAUUCCUGCUGACGUGGCUACCAGAUCUGGUUAAAAAUGCUAUGGAAAUUGCUUAUUUGACAGGUAGCAACACAGAACUUAAGAGUACAUUUUCUAUUACAUUAAACUGGCUGUCUUUUACUGUAUUUAUCAACAAUGCCAUUAAUCCAUUGAUUUACGGACUGGCAAACAAACGAUUCAGGAAAGACUGCGUCGCAGUGUUCCGCAAAACGAGACGCUAAAAUUGUCAUCUUUGUGAAACCUCAUAUUUCGUGAGCAAAAUCAAAGUUGCCUAUCAAAUUAAUUUUUAUUCCACGUGUGUUAUCGUCAGUGUUGUACCAAAAGAGAACGGAUCUUACUAAUGAUUUGGAGUAAUCUCUUAUAAUUGUGUCUUACUGAAUCUACGGUUUGUUGAUUUCAGGAAAAGAGAUUCUAUAAGAUGUACAGAAACUGUUGGACGUAAAUUUAAUAGACAAUAUAGCUUUUUAUGUCUGAUUGGCCAGACGUAGAUUCUGUGUGCUUGGCCGGUUUUAAACAAGUUUGUUUAAUUAGAUCACCGU
This is a messenger RNA of Patiria miniata (bat star), 1544 nucleotides long. Its product is annotated as D(2) dopamine receptor A-like. Gene Ontology annotation, biological process: neuropeptide signaling pathway. The record is from RefSeq and is a predicted model, not a curated record. The coding region runs from base 33 to 1226 and encodes 397 amino acids. Gene Ontology annotation, cellular component: membrane. NCBI's taxonomy places the organism in Eukaryota, Metazoa, Echinodermata, Asteroidea, Valvatida, Asterinidae. Gene Ontology annotation, molecular function: G protein-coupled peptide receptor activity. The transcript has a single exon.